Molecule: messenger RNA, 2476 nt
Organism: Colius striatus (speckled mousebird)
Lineage: Eukaryota; Metazoa; Chordata; Aves; Coliiformes; Coliidae
Gene: BCDIN3D
Product: BCDIN3 domain containing RNA methyltransferase
Exons: 2
Coding region: 19-825 (268 amino acids)
Biological process (GO): negative regulation of pre-miRNA processing; miRNA metabolic process
Cellular component (GO): cytoplasm
Molecular function (GO): O-methyltransferase activity; RNA methyltransferase activity
Source: RefSeq, a predicted model, not a curated record
GUUUGCCGCGGGGGGAAGAUGGCGGCGCCGGUCGGUGAGGGGUCCCGCGCCUCGGAGCCCGGCGCCGCUCCCUACGGCAACUUCCCCAACUAUUCGCGCUUCCACCCGCCCGAGGGACGAGUCGGCCUCCUGCCUGCCGGGCUCUUACGGAGCCUGUUCCCCGCAGCGACCCGCCCGCUGCUGGGGCUCGAUGUGGGGUGCAACUCGGGGGAGCUGAGUGUGGCUCUGUACAGGCACCUCCUCGGCCUUCAGCAGAGCACAGACAGCCUGGCCCAGCCUGCAGCUGGAAAGGAUCUGCACCUUCUGUGCUGUGACAUUGACCCAGAGUUGAUUGAGAGGGCUCAGCAGUGCAGCCCCUUUCCUACCUCCAUGUCCUUUGCCAAGUUGGACAUCAUGGACCGCGGCGCCCGGGAGCGGCUCCUCGGCUCCUACCUGGCCCGUUUCGGCCGCUCCAGCUUUGACAUCGUUUUCUGCAUGUCUGUGACCAUGUGGAUCCACCUGAAUCAUGGGGACAGAGGCCUGCUGGAGUUCCUGUCCCUGCUGGCCUCUCUGUGCAGGUACCUGCUGAUCGAGCCUCAGCCGUGGAAGUGCUACCGGGCGGCCGCGCGCCGCCUGCGCAGGCUGGGCAGGAACGACUUCGAUCACUUCCGAUCUCUGGAGAUCAACGGGGACAUGGCAGAGAGGAUAACCCAGAUCCUGAGCAGGGACUGUGCCAUGGAGCUGGUGUGCUGCUUUGGGAGCACCAGCUGGGAUAGGAGCCUCUUGCUGUUUAAGUUGAGUGGCUCGGGACACGAGGACAGGGCGUCGUCAGGACAGGAGCAGUGACUGACAAACCACCCCCUGCAUGGGAAAUGAGUGACCUUCUCAACCCCCAGUCACCUCUGAGAGCUGCUGAGUGACAGAGCCUGAGAGUGGGGAUCAAUGGCACAGGAUCGAGUUGGAGGCCUGUGGCCAGUGGGAUUCCACAGGGAUGGGUUCUGGGGCCAGUCUGGUUCAACAUCUUCAUCAAGGACCUGGACAGAGGGACCCUCAGCAAGUUCCCUGCUGGAACCAAACUGGGAGCACUGGCUGAUUCACCAGAGGCUGUGCUGCCAGUCAGAGGGAUCUCAACCAGCUGGAGAGUUGGGCACAGAGGAACCUGCUGAGGUUCAACAAGGACAAGGGCAGAGUCCUGCAGCAGGUUGAGGAGGUUCUGCUCCCCCUCUGCUCUGCCCUGGGGAGGCCUCAGAUGGAGUCCUGUAUCUGGUUCUGGGCUCUCCAGCUCCAGAGGGACAGGGAGAGAGGCCAGUGCAGGGCUACCAAGAUGCUCAGGGCACUGGCACAUCAUCCAUAUGAGGAAAGGCUGCAGGCCCUGGGGCUGUUUAGUCUGGAGGAGACUGAGGAGGUAUCUCCCUAAUAUCUGUAAGUUUCUCAAUGGUGGGUGUCAGGGGGUUGGGGCAGCACUUUUUUCUAUGACAUCUAACAACAGGACAAGGGGUGAUGGGAUGAAGCUGGAACACAGAAAGUUCCAUUUAAACAUAAGGAAAGACUUUCAGUGUUUGAGUGAGGGAGCCCUGGCCCAGGCUGCCCAGGGAGGGUGUGGAGGCUCCUUCCUUGGAGCUCUUCAAGACCCUCCUGGACACGUUCCUGUAUGACCUGAUCUAGGUGGGAGCUGCUUCUGCAGGGGGGUUGGGCUGGAUGAGCUUUAAAGGUCACUUCUAACCCCACCCUUCCAUGAUUCUUUGAUUUCCUAGGAGAGGAGGUGCUUGCUGUUUACAGAGGCAGAUCUAGGAAUUCCUAAAUCCCAAGUGAGAGCAGACUUUGACCUCCCCAGGCAGUUUCAGGCAAGUAAUGUCUCUGUGAGUUUAUCUUUUCCCUAUUUUCCAUCUGUAGAUUGCAGUGGCAGUUUUAACCUGCCUCUAGGUUCUGAGGUUGCUGUUCCUAGAAAGUGCUCUUGAGAUCAAAGUUGCUACAUAUGUGCCUUCUGUAUGUACCAAGGGUAUUCCCUGCAAGAAGAGAGAACAUGUCCUUUUCUUUGCCCCUGGAGCUUUGCAUUUAAAGAGGCAGCUUCUGCUGACCUGUGUGAUGCACUGCUCUGAUUGUUGUCAUCUUUUCAGGACAAAAUACUCUUAGAAAACACAUCACCUGGUUUUACCUGGUUGUGAACAAGUGAGUUGGGUCAUUGCAGAGGGUUUCUGGUUGAGAGGUUUCACAGAGAAGUGGUAGAUGCACCAUCACUGGAAACAAAGUCAGCUUGGAUGGGGCUCUGAGCAACCUCAUCCAAUUGAAGAUGUCCCUGCUUAUGGCUGGAGGGACUUAAAGGACCAUGAAAUGUCCUUCCCAAACCAUUCUGGGAUGCUGUGACACUGGUCAGGCUCUGAUCAAUGCAGCUUUGCAGAUGGGGCUUGCCUGGACUGUGCAGUAGUGUGAGCUUGCUGUGUGUGAGGGGUUUCUCUGGGAGGCUGUUCAAGUGUGUAACAGUGUUCUGUAACAACAU